Mizuhopecten yessoensis (Yesso scallop) is the source of this 2975-nucleotide messenger RNA. RefSeq lists its product as uncharacterized. Lineage: Eukaryota; Metazoa; Mollusca; Bivalvia; Pectinida; Pectinidae. The record is from RefSeq and is a predicted model, not a curated record. Bases 156 to 905 code for a protein of 249 amino acids. The transcript has 7 exons.
GUUAGUCGGGCGUUUGUAAGUCAUGAUCAAAUGAGCGAGAAUACCUGCCUGUGCGGUGUGUUUGAUGUUUACCUGUGCGUCCUCGAUCCCGAUUCUGUCGUCUGUUCCAAAUGUGCCGUUGAAAUAAGGAUUUUAAUGACAGAAAAAGAAGAGCAAUGGCGUCCUGCAAUGCGAUAGCCCAGGUAACGGAUGUACUCAUUGAUCUGAGUACUUACAACACUUCAGAGGGCACUGUCGUCUCCAUUGGGUGCAAACGUUUCGGCCACCGUGUGGUUGGUCCACAAAAUGUCACUUGUCUGAACACCAGUAACUGGAGUGAUACAACUCAACCAAAAUGUGCCUGGACAGGUGACCUAAAUACCUAUGAGAAGUUGGUUAUAGGGGUGGCUGCAUCAUGUAUUAUACUGCUACUUAUCUGUCUCGUCUUGAUUAUCUCCCUUGUAAUAUAUCGCCACAGCCGUCGACGACACAAGGAGGACUCUAAGAAACCAAUCGAAAAGGAUUCCGAUUCGGACAGCGGUCGGUUUCCGCCUUACGCAAUUAACCACCAUGUAGAGCAUGCUUAUUAUCCAGCUCCCAUGGUCCAGCGGGGCAGUGGGCCGUACAAACACCGGGUAUCACGUGACAGGGCCCCCUACAGGGCAAAUAAGUCACGUCACAGAGAUACAGAAUUGGACAACAACCAAUAUUAUUAUCAGAAUGAGAGAAAUGGUCACAUCCAAAAUGGUGCCCCGCUAUCAGAUUACGCCAGAGGCAAUUAUCACAAUCAGGCGUACGAUAAUAGGGAUCCUGAUCAUCGCUAUGUAACGGAGAUAACUACCAAUCCUUCAAAUCAGGAGGCAUACAGAUGGAAUGGCCAUAUACCACGCCCUAAGUUGGGCCCGGAGGGACGAGAGCCAUUCUAGACCAUCAGUCUGAAUUAGCAAGAGAUGUAACUGUGUCCUCCAUGAUCACGUAUUACCUGUCUACGCAAUCCUCGUCCUAACUUGACCCAGUGGACCGGUUCUUAGUGUUAAACAGUGCCAUGGAUGUCAGAAAUGUUGAGAACAGUCUGCUAGUCAAGUGCAAUGGUCGCUGUUGAAAUAUGAAUUCAGUGUAAAAGGAUGUUUUCAGUUUGGCAUGCUGCAAAUAAUAAUGACAUCUACCAUUUAUUUCACAAUCAUUAAUUUAAAAAAUUUGCUUAGAGUCAUGUAAGGAUGUUAAAUACCAUCUAGUUUUUAAGGGUAACAUUUUAUAGAAUUCCCUUUCUUGCAAUGUUUUUAAAUAUAUGUUUCGCUGCUUAAAGCAUAUUUCAUGAAAUUCUCAUUUUCAGAGGUAAGAAAUAUUUGCAGAUUAUCCUGAAAAUAGCAAAUGCAAGAAACAUGUAAAAGAAAAUGUUGAGAAAUAGCCAUUCAUUCGUACAUAUACAUGUACAAUCUGUUGUCUGCUUAAGGAUUUAGAUAUAUAUAAAAUAAAAAUCGCAGGCAAAUUCUUCUUGAAUGUUGCUAUGCAAAACAUAAUGAAUUUCAGUGUAUAAUAAUAAUAAUCAUAUCCAUUUCUCAAGGCACUUUUGUAAUCGUGCUUAAAACAACAUAUUGUGAGGACUUUAAUGAAGUGGUUGUAACAAUACCUUAUCGUACACAGUUGUAUGCUUAAAGCUACCAGCACGGUAUCAUCAUUAUCACCAUCUGCCAUCACACAAUUCUGUCUAUGUAUCCGUCUGAUUUUUUUUAAAUGUGAGAGUGAUAAAAUGAGGCAUUAUUUGAGAAAGUCUGCUGCAUAUUCAAUUAGUAAAUAUUUGUUGAAAUAUUCACUGAGUAAUUAUCAGUUAAAUAUUUGUUAAUUAUGUGUUGAAUAUUCAUCGACAAUUUUUCUGUUGAAUGUUUGUUAAUUGUCUGUUGAAUAUUCAUGAACAAUUUUUCUGUUGAGUAUAUGUUUAGUAAUUAUCUGUUGAAUAUUCGUUGAAUAAUCGGAAAAGUGAAUCCACAAUCAGGUGGAAUGGACAGUGACACACUCUCCUGUGAUCAUCACAAACAAACUGCAGAAAAUGUACAGUAUUGCCAGAAGUGAGAGAGAUGUGUACUUGCACAAGUUGUAAGGACAUUAUGGACGCUCUGUUCCUAUUUUUAUCGCAGAAAUAAAUCAAGCGUUUCAUUUAACAUAUUAGACAUAUUAUAGUAAGUUAGUCAUUCAUUGAUAUACUGAUGUUAUUAUAACUUCAUCUUUAUCAAUUAUGAACUUUUGUUGAGGUGAAUAUGUGUUCACAUGGACCUGAGGAGCCGAUAUCAAACAAGAGAAGUCAGGGUUCAUAUCACUUUUGUCAGGUCCAUAUAAACACAUAUUCAAUGAAAUAAAAUUAAUAUCUAAAUUAGACAUGAAAUUAUAAUGUUAUGUUUUUAAUAAACAAGAUGGUACUGCAAUUGUCAGAGAAGAUUGUGAUGUCGGAGGUCAUUCGUUACUUAAAGCACUUGUCAUUACCUCAUCCCAGUAUUUAUAAGCAGAAACAAUAAACUGCCUACUCUGAUUGAUAUUGUCUGAUCAUUCGAACAGAUGAUUGUUUCAAACGGAACAACUGAUUGAUAUACAGAUUGUAAUCUGUUCAAAAUAUAUCUAGACACAAAAUUUAUACUAUUGACUCAAUGGUAUUCCGUCUUUGGUAUUGCUGAGUUAUCUGCUCUUGUGAGCAGGUAUUGAUUGUUACCUCAUUAGUUUGUGUGAGAAAAUUACGUUCUUUUCUCAAAAUAUUAUGACAUUACUGUCACAAAAAGAUGACGAAACAACCAAUACCUGCUCACAAGAGCAGAUAACUCUGCAAUACGAAAAGAUGGAAUUGACUCGGUUCAAUAUGUGUAAGAUAUUCUUUGACUUGGUUAAUUUCACAUCGAACAAUGUUAAUGUACAGCUUUAUCACGCUGUUAUAUAUAUGUAGACACAACCUUACGCUACCGUGUAUGUAAAAUAUUCAUCCGUAUGAUAUUAAAACGUUUUAAACUUUG